Acanthoscelides obtectus is the source of this 4714-nucleotide messenger RNA. The record is from the annotation of a GenBank genome assembly. NCBI's taxonomy places the organism in Eukaryota, Metazoa, Arthropoda, Insecta, Coleoptera, Chrysomelidae.
CUUUUCAUUGUGGAAUUUUUAUUGCUUGUGGAAUUCAUUAUCGCAAUGAAAUUUUAUAUAUCAUGAUUGUGACCCGAAAGGAAGAUUAAAAAAUAAUAAUAUCUGAAAUGUGAAUCUGGAGACAAACGGCUCGUGUAGGUUAUGUCAUCAAAUGAUUAGAAAUAUAUAUAUUUUAUCGGAAAAAAUAAUUAUCAGUGGAUAAAUUAGCAAUUAAUGGACUGCUGGCGCUAUUUACCUGAUUACUAUCCUAUUAUCACAUGCUCAUGUAUGUGUACAGUCAAUUGAUAUUUAAUACUAUUGUUGAUUAUACCCGAGUGUCCCGAGUCAGUGUAGUUGCAGUCCGAAUUUAGUAAUGGAUGACUAUAGUUCUUUAGAUGAUGACGAGUUAAAUGAUUAUGAUAUUUAUGGAAAAACACCCCCAAGAACGAAAAUACUAAGGAAAAACCGAGAAAGAAGGCAGAAAGAAAGAGAAACUAGUGGAGUCAAUAUUAAACCCAAAAUAUUGGAUAGAAGGAGAACCUUACCAAAUGUUCACAAAAUGUCCAAAAGUGAAGAAGAAGAUACUGAAGUCAACAAUGAGCAAGGGGAAGAAGGUCCAAAAAGGACUAGCAAACGCCAACUGAAACUUCUACGUGGAUCUGAAAGAGAUCUUAAACUUGACAUUGCUAGUGCACAGGCAGUCACUGAAAAAAUGACUACCAAUGGUGAAAAACAAGAAUAUGUCAAAACCCCCAGCUUUCAGGUUGAGCACAGCAAAUGCUUUAUGAGCCUUAUGAGUAGGACUGUUCAAUGUGCUAAGAGCUUCAAACAGAAGAAACUUGAUUAUAAAGCCAAAGAAGCAAAUAAAGAAGACUUGAAAACAGAGACAGAUGAAUGCCCUCAAUCAAGGGUAGAAUUUUAUGACAUGCUAAAGACCUUGAUCAGAAUGGGAAGUGGAGAGAAAAAUGUUUCAGAUCGAAAUCCAAGAAGAGCUUUGAGUAGAGAAGAAACUUUGUGGCAAACCGAAUUGAAAGAUGUGAUUUGGUUAGAGCUUCAAGCAUUCCAUGCUGAAAGGAGUCCAAUGGAAGAAGAUUCCUACCUUUGUAGUGCUAGAGAGAUGGUUGAACCACUGUUAAAUGACAUAAAGAACUAUAGGUUUCAAAGACAUAAAAGGCAUUGUACUCAAAAUAGUGACAAUGGAGUUGGGGAUGAUUGCUCCGGGUGCUUGUCUAUUUACUGUAUAAACUGCUUGGAAGCUCAAACUGAAGCUUUGAAAGAAGUGGAGCAGCUACUCAAACGAUUGGAGGAAGCGGAAAGUUUGUUUCCAUCAAGCAAAGCAUUUGCGGAAUUGUACCCGUUAUAUAGUAGUCCAGAAAUUGUUGGCAAAGUGAAAUCCAUGUGUUUGUGGUACAACAUGACAAGGCAUCAAAAGCUGAAGCUAAGUAUUUUAGGAAGACUGAUGAUGUUAUUGGAAGAUAGGCGUGGACUGUGGCUAGUUCCUGGGGAAGAAACAGGUUCAACUAGCCCAUCUGAUAGUAAUAACAGCUCAAAUUCGUCGACCGGCGAUUUGUACAGUGAUCAGAAGAAUAGUGACAUUGUCAACAUGGCUCCAAUCAUUGCUUUGUUGACUAAAAAAGACGGGUCGAAAGUAUCACCUUAUAGAAGAUAUAUUGAGAAUGUUCUGAAGACAAGGACGCUGGAUAAGAGUCUGAAUUUUUUGCGGAAGCUUCAUACGAAUGUCUUAAAGAAAACUCAGUUGACACUCGAAAAACCGAAGGAUGAUAGUAUUUUUUCAGAGAUUAGUCCCGGAACAGAAGAAGAAGAACUACGUCGAUACGGAUCAUGGAGUCCCGAGGCUCGCAGCGCAGGCCUUCCUUCAUAUCGCGCUAUGUUUGUUUGUCUGUCUAUAGUCCCGAUGACUAUGCUGCACGAGUAUCUGUUGAUGAGACUGGAACAGAAACCUGAGAAUCCAUCUCCACUGAGUGUAAGACAGUUGAUGCGUGAGCUGAAGGAAGGACUUAAAUUGGCAGUUGCUGAAAGGAAAAGAACAUGCGGUUAUAUCGAAUCGGCGAUUUCCGGUACCAAAGAAAAAGUCGACAGUUUCAAUGUACAACUUGCCAGUUUCGAUGACUGUGUAUCGAGAAUAUUCAACGACUAUUUGGAUUACCUAGAGCAGUGGAUUUUACUAUACAACCAUACGUUUCAAAAAAAUCUACUCGAAGACGAAUAUGACUUUUGUUUAGAGAUGUGCGAAAUUAUACCCAAUGGCAAAGAACUGAUUGGGCGCAAGUUUUCCUUCAUACUUGGAACGAUUCUGCAGAGGAUAGGUGACAGGCUGUUGAAAAGGAUUGAUGAAGUAUUGGAGGAAGAGGUGAAUAAUUGUGAUGACGGCAUGGUCAAGCAGAGGUUGUUAUCAGUAUGCCGGCACCUACAGUCAUUGUUCAGUGAAGAAAGAGAGCUGUGUCUCAAGUCUAUAUCGUUCUUUAAAACACAUUUAAAGAAAGAGGGCAUACCUUCUCAAUGUAUGCUAUUUUUGAAGGAGUCUAUAAUAGCAUUCAAAUGCAUUAUACCAGACGCAAUAGCUAAAGUACAAGGACUGUUCGAACAUACUAGCCUAAAUUCCUUAGAUGAAGCCGAUAAAUUAGCUCUCAAUGCCAGAAUUAGAGAAAUUUUGAUGCAAGUUUAUCGUUUUGGAUUUGAUUUUUAUAAAGAAAUGUCCGAUACAACUCCAUCGGCAUUCAGAGGUCGUUUAGUCCACAGUAUGGUCGACUUCGCCACGUUAUGGAUGAAAUUUGUAACUGAACGAUGUGAGAGGGGAAGAGGCAUGAGGCCAAGAUGGGCUUAUCAAGGCAUGGAGUUCCUCCUUACGGUCUGUGAACCAACAAACACCAAACAUCUAACCGAAGAGAAAUUUGAACAGCUAAAGAAGGAUAUGGAUGUGUGCAUUUCACAUGUCAUAGGUACAACAGCACCUUCAACACCGGACAGCGGAUUUUAUUCAGCAUCUCCCCGAUCAAGCAUCGAGCAAAUCAGGUCAAGAUCAAGAGGAUCUUCACCUAGCCCUAGACCAACUUAUAAGAGUCAAAGAUCAGGCGCUAAUAGGAAGAUUAGCAUAGAGCAACAUUCCCCUGGUGCCGAUUCUCUAGAUAGUACCUGUUUAAGUUUCAGACGAGCAGAAUCUCCAAAUGUCAGUACUGUGAGGAUAAAAUUUCCGCCUCAAACCCGUUCUGAGCAUUGGGUAGAAGCUGUGGAAAUGCUAGAUCAAGAAUUGGACAAUAAACUGAGGAAUCAGGAUUUGAUCGGCAAGGUGCUUCAAGAUAGAACUUUGAACAGGAACGUUCUCUGUAAACGAACGGUGACAUUUUCUUGGCAGAGAGGCAUCAAGAUUGGGCAGGGUAGGUUUGGAAAGGUUUAUACAGCAGUCAACAACAAUACAGGUGAAAUGAUGGCUGUUAAAGAAAUUCCGCUAGCACUCAAUGACAGUACUACAGUUAAAAGGAUAGCUGAAGAAAUGAAGAUAUUAGAAGGAAUUGUGCAUAAAAACCUGGUCAGGUAUUAUGGCGUAGAGGUGCAUAAGGAUGAAAUGCUUUUAUUUAUGGAAUAUUGCUCAGAAGGAACACUAGAAAAUUUAAUAGCAUCUACAGAAAAAGGCUUGCCUGAACUAUUGGUUAGAAGAUACACCUUUCAGUUGCUAUGUGGAGUGGUGUGUUUGCACGAUCAUGGAAUAGUCCAUAGGGAUAUUAAGACUGCGAACAUAUUUUUGACGAAUGAAGGAAACUGUCUAAAAAUUGGUGAUUUUGGCUGUGCUGCAAAAAUUAAGUCAUCAACCACUAUGCCAGGAGAACUACAAGGAUUUGUUGGAACCCAAGCAUAUAUGGCUCCAGAAGUUUUCACGAAAAAUAUGUCAGAAGGGCACGGGCGAGCAGCUGAUGUGUGGUCUAUAGGAUGUGUUGUUGUAGAAAUGGCAUCAGGAAAGCGACCUUGGGCUCAGUACGAUUCGAAUUAUCAAAUAAUGUUCAAAGUAGGAAUGGGGCAAAGUCCGGACCCACCAGAUGAAAUGAUAGAUGAAGGACUAGACUUCCUUGACAUGUGUUUCAAGCACGAUCCCAAAGAAAGAGCUACGGCCAGAGAACUAUUGGCACACAAUUUUGUCAAAGUUGGUGAAGAGUGGAACUAAAGAUUUUUUUGUAUUGUUUGUCGAGCUUAUCUUUAACGCUCUUUUAUUCAGUCCAAGCUACUUAAGAUUCACCUUGUUAUUAUAAAAGGAGGAUAUUUUAGUUUGCCAAAUUGGCGGUACAAGUAAGUUAUAGUUAUGUCAAACGAGAUCAUUUUUGUCAUAGAGCAUAUCUCGUAAUUACUGUACUGUAAAAAGUAUAAUUUAAAACGAAUCACAACACUUGGGAGAUCAUUUUGAUCUGAAUUAUUCUAUAAAUUCUCUUUGUAAUGAUGAGACAUAUUAACAUUUUCAAUUAAUUUUUAACAAACAAAAUUUAUUUUUCCGUAUGUUUGAUCUCAAAAAGCGAUUUAGAUUAUUGAUUACUAUUUUAUACAAUUUACUGUAACUAGCAGUAUUUUAACUCAGUCUAAGUUUAAGGUGAUGUGAUUGUACAAAUGUUGUGAUACCUAUUUUUCAAAAUAUAUAUAUAUAUAUAUAUAUAUAUAACAAAAAGAAGGAAAAUAAUGGGCAAAAUCCGCAAAAAGGAGGAAAGUGGAUUCAAGCAGAAAAUAGGAUAGG